Amaranthus tricolor (Joseph's coat) is the source of this 1366-nucleotide messenger RNA. RefSeq names its product probable caffeine synthase MTL2. NCBI's taxonomy places the organism in Eukaryota, Viridiplantae, Streptophyta, Magnoliopsida, Caryophyllales, Amaranthaceae. The coding region runs from base 101 to 1366 and encodes 421 amino acids. Gene Ontology annotation, molecular function: S-adenosylmethionine-dependent methyltransferase activity. The transcript is spliced from 6 exons. The record is from RefSeq and is a predicted model, not a curated record. Gene Ontology annotation, biological process: methylation.
UCAUAUAGUAGCCUAAACUUGUCUUAUAAAUACUAUUCUUGUUUUUGUUGAUCUUUCUUUAUACAUAAUUUGGUGAUUUUACAUGUAGAUCAAAAGAUAAAUGAAGUUAUUAAUAAAUAGAAUAGCAGUUUUAGUGCAUCCUUCAGCACCAAAUAGGAACAUAGGUGAUUUUACAUCGAGGAAAUUUGUUGUAAAUAAUAUGAAGAUGAAUCAAAUACUUCAUAUGGAAGGUGGAGAAGGCGAUUUUAGCUACACUAACAACUCUCUAGUUCAAAAAAGAAUAUUAAUAAAGAGCAAAGACAUGAUAGAAGAAAGUGUGAAGCAAGUAUGCAAGACAAUGCAAGAAGUGCCAGAAUGUUUGACAAUAGCAGACUUGGGCUGCUCAGCCGGGCCUAAUGCGCUUGAAGCAAUUUGGGAAAUUAUUAAUAUCAGCACUCAUUUUUACCAAAAUAAAAAGGUUAAAUUACCAGAAUAUAACAUUUUCUUAAAUGAUCUUAUCGGUAAUGAUUUUAACACCCUUUUUAAAUUAUUGCCUAAAUUCUACAAAAAGCUCAAAAAAGCUAAUUUUGGAAAUUGCUUUGUGUCUGCUACACCUGGUUCUUUUUAUGGAAGGUUGUUUCCUACCAAUUCCCUUCAUCUUGUUCAUGCUUCUUCUAGUCUUCAUUUUCUAUCUAAGGCACCGGAAGGGCUAGUGAGCAAAAGUGGAAAAGGAGCGAACAAGGGAGCCAUAUGCAUAACUAAUAAUUGCCCACCAAAUGUGCACAAAGCAUAUUAUCAACAAUUUGCUGAUGAUUUUACAUUGUUUCUGGACUCACGUUCAGAAGAAAUAGUAGCCAAUGGACAGAUGGUGUCCCAAGAAAAGAAGAUGCACCUUGUUGAUAUGAAUAGUCUAUCAAUCCUUUUUCAAGCUAAAUCUGGGGUAUUACAGAUGGUUUUAACUUUCAGGUGUAGUACACGAAGUCAUCAACCUGAUUUUUUAUGGGAUUUUCAUCUACUUGGAACUGCACUUCUUUAUUUGGUCCACCAGGGAAAAAUAGAAGAAGAGAAGUUGGAUAAGUACAAUGUGCCAUUUUAUACAGCAUCCAUCGAAGAAGUAGAAAGAUUGAUAGAGAAACAAGGAUGUUUUGUAAUUAACAAAGUUGAAACAUUCAAAGUAGACUGGGGUUUGAGAGAUGCAGACAUGAAGAUGACAGUGGAUGAAACAGCUAAGCAUGUUUCUCAUGGGUAUAGGGCUGUUACUGGUCCUUGGUUGGCCAACCAUUUUGGUACAGCCCUUAUGGAUGACUUAUUUAAUCACUUUGAAGCUUUGACCAAACAGUAUUUACAAGUUGGGAAAUUAGAAAUAUUGAAUUUUAUUAUGAUAUGA